Messenger RNA from Macrosiphum euphorbiae (potato aphid), 201 nucleotides. The record is from the annotation of a GenBank genome assembly. Lineage: Eukaryota; Metazoa; Arthropoda; Insecta; Hemiptera; Aphididae.
AUGGAUCAAGUAACAAAAGUAUUGGAACCCGGACGCCAGUUUUCCAAAGACUCGGUUAGGCUGGUGAAAAGAUGCACUAAACCCGACAGAAAAGAGUUUCAAAAAAUUGCAAUUGCUACAGCCAUAGGUUUUUGCAUUAUGGGUUUCAUUGGUUUCUUUGUCAAACUUAUACACAUACCCAUCAACAACAUCAUUGUGUAA